This is a messenger RNA of Asterias rubens (European starfish), 3464 nucleotides long. RefSeq names its product zinc finger protein 3-like. The record is from RefSeq and is a predicted model, not a curated record. Lineage: Eukaryota; Metazoa; Echinodermata; Asteroidea; Forcipulatida; Asteriidae. The transcript has 8 exons. The coding region runs from base 263 to 2641 and encodes 792 amino acids.
AGUGCUCGGCCGUUCGUAUCGUGGCUAUUUUAUGCUUAUUAGUUUAGGGACAUCAUUUAUUUGUUUUCCCACAUAUCUUCCGGACCAAAAAUCAUGUAAUUUGAGUUUCCAGCUAUGGUUUUGAAUAAUAUUCAGUUUGAAUAUACCUAUUGAUAUAUUAUUUUGAAUUGUUUGAGCUUCGAUGUUAAAACAUAAUCAUUUCCCUGUCAAUUUAAGGGUUUAAGCCUUGCCCGAACGAGCGUAUGGUUACAAUUUUUAUCAAAUGGCGUCGUACGGUGCAAAAAUGGCGGAGGCCAUUUUCAACAGUUUGUCGGUGAUGGACACCAACCAGCAGGCAACUUGCCUGAUGGAGGGACAGCCACAACAUGUUGUACAGACAACGGUCACAGUGUGUGGAGAGGAUGACGUGUUUCUUUGCGGUAAAUGCAAACGUCGCUUCGUCACCAUCAACCAGUUCAUGAGUCACAAGCAAUCACAAUGUGUUAUGCCGACCAACGUCCAUGUACCUCACGGGCAUCCCAUGAUGCAACAGCACAACAGAGGUCAUUCCUAUGGCAACCUGGGUCAUUCUCCGCAUAUGCAGGUUUCGUCGGAGGUUGUACUUGGGGAUCAAGGGGUUCCGAUAUCCAACUACACCAACAUGGACCAGUAUCAGAAUACCGUGUUGCAGAGACCUGCGAUGGCUAUGCCUGCUGGACCCUUCCUAGCUCCACAUUCUCAGAUGGGUAUAGCCACAACAAAUAACCAGACCUACACCCAUGCAAAUAGUACACCACACAUGGGAUCCAGUACUAUCACCUUGCAGCAACAACAACAUCAGCAGCAACAGCAACAACAACAACAACAGCAACACCAACAACAACAGCAACAUCCACAGCAACAUCCACAACAACUUCAACAGCAGCAGCAGCAGCAGCAACAACAACACCAUCAACAACAGCAGCAAGUACAGCAUUCAGUCCUCUUGCAAUCGUCCAACGAAACCCUCCCAGCCACUUUCACCAUCAUGCCCAGUGCUCUUGAUCAACCUAAAGAAGUUGUCAUCCCUCCGAAGCAAUCACCAAAACCCAAGAAGCCACGCCAGCCUCGGAAGCCCAAACCGUCUCCAGAUUCUCCGAAGCCUCCUAGGCGUAAGCGGCAGGUUCACCUCUCGCCGACCGGUGGAAAGAUAUCAAGAGCGCCCUCUAAGAAGGUUCACAAGUGUCAAUAUUGUGAUAAGACAUUCCCCUGGAAUCAUGAGCUUCAGAGACAUCUUAGAUACCACACGAGAGAGAAGCCAUUUGAGUGUCCGCUCUGUAAGAGGCAAUUUGCUGAGAGAUGCACUGUAAGGAAGCACUUGAUGACGCACAGGGACCUGUCGAAGAAACUUAAUGAAAAUCUACCUAAGCAUCAUCAAUGUCCGCAUUGCAGCAAGAUGUUCGUUGGAUCCUUCGAUCUUCACCAACACAUGAGGAGUCACACAGGAGAGAAACCCUUCAAGUGUGAGAUCUGCAAUAAAUGCUUCUCUCAGAAGUCUAAUAUGAAGACUCAUAUGAUGAGGAAUAAGAGAUGUUCUACCAUCAGAGCUGCCAUGCAGGAAGAGCAAGCGCAAGAAGAGGCUGCAAAGGAAGGUGAUGGAGAUGAAGAAGAUGGAAGUCAAGAUCAUACAGAAAAGUCACCGAUUAAACUACGCAGCAGAAGGGAAGAGCAAAAGGAAUUUACUUGCCAGAAGUGCAAGUCUGAAUUCACGAGCCUAGAGGAUCUAGGCCAGCAUCUUACCAGCACCAGGCAUCAUCACAGCUGUCCAUUCUGUAAGAACGCCUUCCCGUGCCAGCACUUUCUUAGACGUAACCUCUCCACCAAGAAGACACGCAAGGGAAGCACCUUUCAGUGUCGUCGCUGCCGCAAAAACUUCAGUUCUGCAGCCAUCUUCAAGGUACACAUGGCUAGCCACGCCACGGCCAGUCGACCUCAUAAAUGUGAUCAGUGCGACAAGUCCUUCAAGAAUCCCGAUAAGCUUGCAAAGCACAAGAGGCUAGUCCAUGGACCGAAGAGAAAGCUCAAGUGCCCCUUCCGCAACGUCUCCGAUUGCAAGAAAGAGUUCAAGAACUUUGCAUCUUUACGUAUCCACAUGGUUUCGCACAGCGGCGUGAAGCCCUUCAAAUGCCCGCAGUGUUCCAAGGCGUUCACGCGAAGGCCUAAUCUCAACGAACACAUGCUAACACAUUCCAACGAUUACCCAAUUCGCUGUAGUAGGUGCAAUAAGGGCUUUGCCUACGCCCGUUAUCUGAAAUUCCACCAAUGUCCGAUGUGGGCCCAGUGCCAGGACGCCGUAAACGCUACCAAAUUAUCAGACAAUGACGAUUCCCAAGAGUUGGACGCUGAAGACAAAUCAGACACACUUGAUCAGAGCGAGCACAUAAAGAAGAUUGGGAAUCGCUCAACGGCAGACAUUGAGAGAGAUCUACAAGCAAUAACAUCACAAUUACAGAGCCAGCAGACGCAUUCCAUCGUCCAGGUGGCCGUUCCGAUAUCCAAUAGUGAUGAGGUGACUAGUGAACAGAUAGCAACGGCUAACGCUACGGCCAUUGCUCUACUGGACAUUGGCCAGAUGGUGGAACAGAGUCAGAACCAGGAAAGAAUGAAUAAUAUGGCGCAAUAAUUAUUACUUCAAGUUCAGAAUUCAUCUGAUGGUUUUUUUAAUGGUUCCAAGAGUUGUGUAUUAUUGUUGGAAACCAUUCUAUCCCAACCCUUCAUUUAGUACUUACUUGUAUAUUAUUGCACUGACAAUAUGAAAUGUUUUGUGAUUUGGCUUGAAGUUAGUGCUGUGUGUGUUGAAAAUGAAAAGCAAUUUAUAGAUGAAGAGCAAUUGUUGUCUUCGGACAUGGUCUUUUUUUGUUAUAGACUUUGGAACAACAGUUGAAAGCAGACAGACGGGUAAAUUUCCAUUAGUCAUGUAGUUCUGAGCUUGCGCAUAUUUCGAUGGCAAUGGAGUUACCUGGUAUGUCUGCUGCCACCUAGCAUCCCGAAAAGAUCUCAUUCGAAAUCUCUCGUCCCUUUUUCCCCCAGACCUACAAACAUAGCACACCUUUAAAUCAGGACCCAUUUUCAUAAAGCUUUUGCGUAAAAACUUGCUAAGCUCAAACACAUCUUGCUUAACAGAAACUGGUUACCAGCCAAAUUCAAUGAAGUUUACCAUGUUACAACUGGUGCCCCACUUUUUAUUUUGCUUAGCAAAGAAGCUUGAUAAGCAGUAUCUUCUGAAGAUUGUGGUGCGUCAAGUACAAAAUUAUCCCACUUUGGUUCAAAACAUUACAGCAAAAAGCUGGGGAUGCACACACCAGGCAAUUUAUUGAAACUAUUUCUGAAGCAAAUGAAGGGUGAUUCUUUGAGGUACUGAUUUAGUUGCUAUUGAAAGGAACACGUUGCCUUGGAUCCGGGACGAGUUGGUCUUUAAAAAGAGUUUGUAACAGUUUUUUAUAAAA